AUGUCUCUUGUUAAAAUCCUCCUUACCGGCGCAACAGGUUAUAUUGGCGGAGACCUUCUCAUUGACCUCUUGGAAAGAUCCUCGGAGUUCGAAGUUUAUGUCCUCAUUCGAGGCAACGAACGCUCCAGCACGUUCGAAAAACUCGGCGCCAAGGUCGUUGUCGGUAGCCAGGACGAUCAUGAUUUUCUUACCAAGACUGCAUCCGGAUUUGAUGUCAUUAUUAAUAUAGCAGAUAGUGUUAAUGUCAGCAUCACAAAAGCUUUUUUGCUGGGUCUAGAGCAGGGAAAGCAACAGCAUCAUCAUAAAGCCAUCCUCAUUCAAACUUCCGGUAGCGGCGUUGUUCUAGAACCCACCGCAGGAGAAUAUGCUACUGAAAAGAUAUGGAGUGAUUUAGACGUACAGGCUUUUUACGAACUGCCCCUCCAAGCUCCACACCGUGAAUUGGAUAUCUUUGUUACAGAGUACCCUCAGGACAAAGUGACAACCGCCAUCAUAUCUCCAAGCAAUAUUUAUGGUGUCGGUAGAGGCCCUUAUAACCGCUUAUCGUUUAUCAAUAUUGCUCACGAGCGAGUUGCAAUCAAGUACAGAAAACCUUAUGUCGUCGGUAAAGGCGACAAUAUCUGGUCCACUAGCCAUAUCAAAGAUCUCUCCUCUGCGUACAUAAGCCUUCUAGAUGGACUUUUGCAUGGAACCGCUGGUCAUGGAUUAGAGGGUUACUACUUCGUAGAAGCUAGUCAAGUUCGUAUGGCGGAAGUCGUUCAAAAAAUUGCCGAAGUCCUCCAAAAGAAGGGUCUCCUGGAAGAUACUAAUCUCAUCGAUAUGCCAGAGGAAGUGCUUCAAGACCCAGCCGUUAUGCCGGCCUUUUUUGUUGAAUAUCCAGGUUUGGCCAAACUCGCUUUAGGUGGAACAAGUAGAAUAAGCGCUGAUCGUCUGAGAAAAAUUGGAUGGAAGCCGGAGCAUACAGACCCACUGGAUGCAGUCGCUCAUGAGAUUGAUGUUCUGCUUGCCGAAUAGAUAUAAUCCGAACAUGUCUCCACGCCAGAUACCUCAUUCAAUUGUAAAUUAUAUAAGCAGAUC
Messenger RNA from Umbelopsis ramanniana AG, 1077 nucleotides. RefSeq lists its product as uncharacterized. The coding region runs from base 1 to 1014 and encodes 337 amino acids. The transcript has a single exon. The record is from RefSeq and is a predicted model, not a curated record. Lineage: Eukaryota; Fungi; Mucoromycota; Umbelopsidomycetes; Umbelopsidales; Umbelopsidaceae.